Molecule: messenger RNA, 1616 nt
Organism: Sclerotinia trifoliorum
Lineage: Eukaryota; Fungi; Ascomycota; Leotiomycetes; Helotiales; Sclerotiniaceae
Source: the annotation of a GenBank genome assembly
AGGUCAUUUACAGAAAGUAAAAUAAUGUUAAUAAUUUAUCAUUGAUUUACUACAAUAUCCUGCAACUCUUUCAAAAUCAACAUACAACUAGUUUUCUAGAGUGCUAGCGAAAAAUAUGCAUAUCUCCCUUCGCCAUACUCUGGCUUCGCUUUUUGCAGUAGCCUUCACUUCUUCGCUUGUGGAUGCUUUUCCCAUAAAGAUUCAACGAGAUGACAACUUACUAGUCAAGAGGGUAACAGAUUCAACCAUGACACGCAUUGACUACCAAAAUUAUGCCGCAUCCUCCAUCAACGCACUACAAAAGACCUACUGGAACAGUACAGCAGGACUCUGGGGUCAAAAAGACAGCACUGGAAAAUUUGCCGGAGACUGGUGGCCUAGUGCUAACGUCCUUACAAUGAUGGCCUACUACUACAAGGUAUUUCCGAGCACAGCACCAUGGAUGCCCGAUCUCUUUGCGACAGUCUUAACUCGCGCUCCCGAAACCGCUUAUCAUAAUUUUCUGAACGGGUUUUAUGAUGAUGAGCUUUGGUGGGUUUUGGCUUGGAUUCAAGUCUAUGAUGCUACGAAAAAUGUUACGUAUCUCAAUACCGCUGCUGCUAUCUAUGAGGAUGCGAAGUCAGUCUAUGGUAAUACUCCCUGUGGAGGUUUAUGGUAUGUCACUUCUUUUCUAUUCACUCGUUCAAAUAAUAUUAAAUUUCCCAUUUUAAAAAUGAUACCAUAAUCUCUUGGCAAACCAUCAUUUGACCCCAAAUAAUCAUACUAACACCAAACCAGGUGGGACAAAGCACACAGCGGCGUAAACAGCGUAGAGAACGAACUCUACCUAACCGCCAGCGCCAAACUCGCCAACCGGAUUCCCUCCAAGAAAACCUCAUCAGGCCAAGGUUACUAUCUCGAACAAGCACUUGCGGCCUACGCCUUCCUAAUAACCAACCCAACCACGACCAUGAAUCCCACCACCCACCUCUUCAACGACGGAAUCUCGCUAAGCACCUGCAAAAAUAACGGCAACAAAAUCUUCACCUAUAACCAAGGCAUCAUCCUCUCCGGCCUCACAGAACUCACCUGGUCAACCAAUAACCACGCCUACACUACUCUCGCCGUGCAAAUAGCCAACUCAGUCAUAGCAAACAUGACCACUUCAGAUGGUAUUCUACAGGAAAAAGCCUGUGAGCCUAAUUCCUGCGAUGGAGAUGAACAGGUUUUUAAGGGGGUUUUUACGAGAAAUUUAGCUUUUAUGACGAAUAGAGCCAUGGGACUGGAUACGGAGACGAAAGAGCAUUUUAGAACGUUUUUGGGGAGGAAUGCGGAGAGUAUUACGGAUAGUGCGAGGGGCAAGAAUGAUGUUUUGGGGUUGGUGUGGAGUGGGACGUCGAAACCGACGUUUAGUUUGGAAACGGAUGGGAGUGCGUUGGAUACGGUUGUUGGGGCGGCGGUUACGGCUUUGGGGUAGGGGGUUUGAUGGGGUGGAGGCGUGGGAGGGGUGGUGCCUGCUCGAGGGGAAUCAAGGGAUGAAUCCCUAUUCAUCGCAGGGAAAUCAUGGAGAAAAAGUAAUGUAUAAAUAACCUCUACGUCUUUUCAUUUCACUUUUCGCAUUUCAAAUUUCACUUUUU